Messenger RNA from Paramecium tetraurelia, 441 nucleotides. RefSeq lists its product as uncharacterized. Gene Ontology annotation, biological process: cellular heat acclimation. NCBI's taxonomy places the organism in Eukaryota, Ciliophora, Oligohymenophorea, Peniculida, Parameciidae. Gene Ontology annotation, cellular component: nucleus; cytosol. Gene Ontology annotation, molecular function: transcription corepressor activity. The transcript has 2 exons. The record is from RefSeq and is a predicted model, not a curated record.
AUGUUGAAUUUUCUUUCCUCUUCUUUCAUAAGUAUUGAAUAGCACCUAAAUUAUUGGAAUUUUUUAAGAUCUGAAGCCUAGCCACUCCGAAUUAUACAUUUUGCUAUCAUCUUUACUCGUAAUUUCCUCAUUCAAUAUUAUUAAUAUAUAAUUAUAUUAUUUAAAACUAUUUCAAGUGAAGAUCCAACCAACAAGGAACUAAAUAAUUUCGUUUAAACAUUGUUGAAAUAAAUGUCAGAACGCUUUGAAGAAAUGUAAGGAACAAUAGUUUCAAGAAUUGAUGAUAUGGGAAAGAGAAUUGAUGACAUAGAGAAGAGUGUUACAGAAUUGAUGAAUGAUUUAGGGUUUUCAGAUGAAGAAAAUGAAAAAUAAAGGCGAAUUAAAAUAUUCAUUAAAUAUAUUUUUAUUUUUAUUGAAGUUAUUCCCUCUAUUUCAUCAUGA